AUGUCCGAAUCAGCCCCAACCUCAAGCGCACCAGCACCAGCACCAGCACCAGCAACAACAUCCACCACCAACCCUCCACCUCCCUCUACCACAAAUACCGCGCCCACCACCACCACCACCACCAACAACAACAACAACAACAACAACAACAACAAUAACCAAACAGAUACAGCGCAGUCCAAUGGCAGCGCAUCCGCAGCCCCAAAUGGAGGCGUAAACGGGAGUUCAGGACCGGGGACGGGGUCGACGACCGCGUCAGGGAGCGCAAACCGCGGUCUUCCCUACUACGAGAAACUCCGGCGCGAGUUACGCGACACAAUUCAAAAGAAGCGCAUGAUGGAUAAGAGCAUGUCCCAACUCGAAGACCAAAUCUUCCGCUUCGAACAAUCCUACCUCGAAGAAACAACAGCCGGCAACAUCAUCAAAGGCUUCGACAACUACAUCAAGGGCUCCUCCAGCGGCGGCCUCAGCGGCGCGGGCAGCAGUCUCGGCGGCGGCGCGGGCGGCGGCAGCGGCGGCAUGGCGCUGGGGACGGGCGUCGCGCGACGAAAGGCGCAGGUUACGGAUGCGGAUCGGGUGUUUUCGAGGAGCUCGGCGGGGUUUAUGAGGGACUCACCCCCCUCCUCAGCCCAGACGACCCCCUCCCACGCCGCAACACCCACAUCAGCCUACAACGCCAACACCAACGCCGUCAACAGCAACAGCAACAGCAACGCCAAAGCAAGCGGCAGCAGCGCCACCACCAAAGACAAAGACGCGGGCGAAGUGCGCGGCCCGUCCAAGGCUAAUAAGAAGAAAUCUUCCUCAUCUGGAGGAGGCGGAGCGAACCGCGGCAAGGCGGGGAAUAGCAACAAUAAUGAUGUUGAUGAGGAAGAGGAUGGGAAGCCCCCGUCGAAGAGGUUGAAGAUUAGUUAUGCUCGGGAGUGA
Aspergillus candidus is the source of this 927-nucleotide messenger RNA. RefSeq names its product chromatin modification-related protein EAF6/MEAF6. The transcript has 3 exons. Gene Ontology annotation, cellular component: NuA4 histone acetyltransferase complex. Bases 1 to 927 code for a protein of 308 amino acids. The record is from RefSeq and is a predicted model, not a curated record. NCBI's taxonomy places the organism in Eukaryota, Fungi, Ascomycota, Eurotiomycetes, Eurotiales, Aspergillaceae.